AUGGGAUGUUUCCGACAAGUCUUUCGGUGUCUAAAGGCACCAUUCAGACGCGAAAGGGGCAGGUUUAUUGAGGUUGGUCCUCCAACCAACUUUCGCAAAGAAGAAUUGCCCGCUUGCUUCUCUGAUGCCGAGUCAGUUCUUUCGCCCAGCCAGAACCCGACAGUGCGACUAGAUCUGACAACUCAAUCACAGGACCCUGACGUCGCAGGACAGCCGCACGAGGACCAUGGAAAAGGACGGAACAACGAUCGAGAUGCUACCACUCUCAUCCUCGACGAAGAGCAGACUCCACGGCCACGUCCGCAAAAUGAGCAUGAGACUAUCGCAAACCCACCCGCAAGCGUAUGA
Molecule: messenger RNA, 348 nt
Organism: Penicillium samsonianum
Lineage: Eukaryota; Fungi; Ascomycota; Eurotiomycetes; Eurotiales; Aspergillaceae
Exons: 2
Coding region: 1-348 (115 amino acids)
Source: RefSeq, a predicted model, not a curated record